Plectropomus leopardus (leopard coralgrouper) is the source of this 4684-nucleotide messenger RNA. RefSeq lists its product as uncharacterized. Gene Ontology annotation, biological process: chromatin remodeling; replication fork processing. The record is from RefSeq and is a predicted model, not a curated record. Gene Ontology annotation, molecular function: chromatin DNA binding. Gene Ontology annotation, cellular component: nucleus; pericentric heterochromatin. NCBI's taxonomy places the organism in Eukaryota, Metazoa, Chordata, Actinopteri, Perciformes, Serranidae.
UGGUCCCGUCGCUUUGUCUCUGGAGUUGUUUUUGUAAUUUGUGGCCAUUCUCGAUUCAGCACCAUCUCAAAUCUGCAAAUUUGAUUGAACUGGAUCACCUGUAUCAAAAACCAAACGUGUGUCCGCCAGUCGGGGAAUGACGAGGCUGAAGAGCAGGUACAAAUGCGCCUGGCUUCUCCUGAGUCACACCUUGACCCGAAACAAAAAAGAAUAAGCAGCUCAUUUUAGGAAGCUUGCUACUGUAGCUAAGUACACCGGACUGGAUGAAUCCAACACCUCAGCUGAGUGUGAGAAAAAAAGGUGUCACUCCUGAUGACCCUUCAGAAAAUAACACAAGCAGCACAUCUAAAGAUGAUACCCUUCAGAAGAAAGUAAGAUGCACUGCCUGUGGAACACAAGUAAACCACUGUAAGCGCAACUCUGUGUACACGCAUCCUGUGCUCAAAGUGCUUAUUUGCAAGUCAUGCUACAAGUAUUACACCACUGAUGACUUCAACAGAGACUCUGAUGGGGUGGAUGAACAGUGCAGGUGGUGUGCUGAAGGUGGCAAGCUCAUCUGCUGUGACUACUGCAACAACGCCUUCUGCAAGAAAUGCAUCCUACGUAAUCUGGGCGGGAAGGAGCUUUCACUCAUCACUGACGGGAACUCAAAGUGGCGCUGCUAUGUCUGCAGGUCAGAACCCCUCCAGGAUCUAGUCUCCAAAUGCCACCGCAUCAUGGAAAAACAAGAACAGCAACUCAAGCAACGGACAGCGGACAAAAGAGAGGAACGCGAAAGCAACCAAGUAGCAGUCAAUGGGAAAGAACACAGAGAAAGUUCAGGGACCAUGACAUUCUCCUAUAAAAAACUGCAGGUACCUAAAGAACUUAUAAAGAAAACCAAAAAACUCGUUGAAACAACAAAUGGUCUGAACAACACAUUCAUCCAGUUCAUACAGCAGGCAGCUGAGGAGCAGGGGGAGAAGUCUACCAGGUAUCGGCAUUUGAAAGCCUUCAAGGCCGUGCUUGCUGAUGUGAAAAAGGCCCACAGUGCUUUGGAGGAGGCUUUGGAGCCCGAAUUAAAAAACAUGGAGCUGCAAUAUGGUAACGAAGAGCAAAAUAUUUUCAGAAAGAACAGUGAGGUUGUGGAUCCAGUAGUAAAAAAUUGCGUGGAAAACAUGGUUGCGGCAGAGGGUGAUGCAGUAGGAGCUGCUGAUGCAGCAGAUAAGGUGGAUGCAGUAGAUGAGGCUAAUGUAGCAGGAGCUACCAACACAGAAGAUGAGGCAGAUGCAGUUGAAGUAGCUAAUGUAGCAGAGGAGCCUGAUGCAGCAGAUAAUGUGGACGCUGUAGAUGAGGCUGAUGUAGCAGGAGCUGCUGACACAGUAGAUGAGGCAGAUGCAGUAGGAGAAGCUGAUGUAGCAGAGGAGCCUGAUGCAGCAGAUGAGGUGGACGCAGUAGAUGAGGCUGAGAUAGCAGAGAAGGCUGAUGCAGCAGGAGCUGCCGACGCAGGAGAUGAGGCUGACGUAGCAGAGGUAUCUAACGCAAUAGAGGAGUCCAACAAGGAGCAGCAUAAUGAGCAGAAUGUUGACAAUUAUGAAAUGUUAGAUGAGACUCAAAUGAAAACCAACCAAACAGAAACUGAUGCAGCUGAAGCAUGUUAUGAUGGGUUAGUGUCAGCAGGUCAAAUGUUUCCGGAUCAUGACAUUAUGUCUGUGCCUCCUUCUGUUCCGGAAGAGCUUUUUCAGAUGGAGAGUUUUGUGGAUGCCACCAUGCUCUCACAGUCUGGGGCUGAUUUGGUCAAAGAUGCUGAUACAAAGUCGAUUGGACACUCAACAGACUCUCAACCCAUUCAGCCCAUAAUGAACAAUCUUGUAGUCACAGAAAACAGAGAACAAGAUAGAAAGAUGCAAAAACAGUGUGAAGAGAAAUGCGAUACGGGAAAAGGCGAAGCUGCUGAUGCAGUAGAUAGGACAGACAGCCCACCACCAGUCUGUCACUCAAGCAGACAGAAGACCACUCUCCUGAGCAAGCCUGAGAAUCAGGACGAAAAAGAGUCCAUUGAUUCAAACCUUCAAAUGGUGGAGAAUCUUGUGGAUUCCAACGUCCUCUCACAGACAGAUACCAGUUCAGUCAAAGAUGCUGAUACAAAGUCUGAUAAAACCUCAACAAACUCUCAACCCACCUCACUAAAAAUGAAGAACCUCAUAAUCAAACUGACUAAUGUGCCUGUUCUGACUAAACAUGGGUCAUGGUCUUCCAGGUCCAACAACAAAGAAAGGGAGGCAGAGGCACAAAAAAAAUCUGAAAAACAAUACGGAGACAGAAAAGACCAUGCUGCUGAUGCAGUAGAUGGGACAGACAGCUCACCACCAGCCCGUCGCUCAAGCAGACAGAAGACCAAGAAGCAGGCUGAGAAUCAGGAAGAGGAGUCAUCUCAUACAAAGUUAGCAAAGGGACAACAUGUUGUGAGAGGGUGCAUUGAUGUUGUGACCCCUGCAGAAAAAUACCACAUGGAUAAUGUGGCGGAUGCAGAGGAGACUGAAUUAGUGGUGGAGACCAACACAGAGCAGCAUAAUGAGCAGGAAGUGGACAUUGAUCAUGUGUCAAACGAGACUGAAGUGAAAAACAACCAACCAGAAACUGAUGCAACCCUCAAUACAAUGAAAACUGAAGCAUGUCAUGAUGGGUUAGUGUCAGCAGGUCAGAUGUUUCCAGAUCAUGACAUUAUGUCUGUGUCUCCUUCUGUUCCCGAAGAGCUUUUUCAGAGAGAGAGUGCAGACUCCACCAUGCUCUCGCAGACUGACACAGAUUUGGUCACAGACACCGAUACAAAGUUAAUUGGAAACUCAACAGACUCUCACCCCAGCCAGCCCAAAAUGAAGAACCUUAUAAUUAAACUGACUCGAGUGCCCAUUCUGUUUAAAGAUGGGUCAUGGUUCCCCAUGUCUGAAAACAAAGAAAAAGAUGGAGAGGUGCAAGAAGAGAGUGAAGAAAAAUGCAUGGAGGGAAAAGACAACGCUUCUGAUGCUGCAGCAGGGACAGAGAGCCCACCACCAGGCCGUCGCUCGAGCAGACAGAAGACCACUCCCCUGAGGAAGCAGGCUGAGAAUCAGGACAAGGAGGAGUCCUCUGAGUCAGAGUCUGAGAAAGAUGGUCAAAAUCAGGCGAAAUCCUCCAAGAAUACUAAAAAAGAGGAUGGGGAGGAGACCAAGGAUUCAGAGAAAAAGAUGGAUGACUCUGACUCGAAAGAAGAGAAAGCUGCAGAAGGCCACAGCGCAGACGAGGAACGUGGAAGCACAAAUGCUAAAAACAACACAUCCAAAAAGGAGACAGGCAAAGCGUCCAAACGCAAAAGGAAGUCUGAAAGCUCCUAUUCAGAGUUGGAGAACAAAAGUAAGAAGACACCCAAGAAGAAGAAACAGAAUGACACAGACUCUGGCCCCAGAGCAGCCGCCAAGCCGCAGUCUUCCUCCAGCGAGGAUGAGGAGGAGCAGCAGGCUGAAGAGGACUCUGGAGAGGACAGUGACGAGCAAAAGAUCAAACCCAUUGUGGAGGAUAACUUGGUGGGAAGUAGUGGCCCUUUUCAUCAGUCCUCAGGAGACAAAGAAGACGAUAAAGAGAAAGUCUCUCAGCUUUGUGAAGAUGUUGACGAUGAUCCUGAAAAAAGAUUUGCAAAGAAAACGCCUCUCUUGUCAGGAGAGGAGGCGGCAGCCAGCAAAGAGAAGAGGAAUGAGGGGGCCGAGACGAACAAAGUGUCCAGCAAUGAAUCCUCAGACUCCGUCUCUGAGAAGUUAGAGUCUACAGCAGGUUUGGGGAUAAGCGAGGAGCUCUGUGAAUCAGAGACCGAGGGGAAGCAUCCAAAGACCAGAUCUGCGAUGAAGACAGACAAGGAGAAAAAGAGAAGUUACAAUCAGAAGAGGAAACGGCAAAGGAUCAAAGUUCAAGACUCUUCUUCCAGCAAUGAGAAGAGUGGAGAGGGAGUUGAUGACGACGCAAACGAAGAAGGGCGCAAAAAGAUUUGCAAAAUCCUGAAGGAUGACGAGCUGCAAACAGAGACGCGAAAUGCUCUGAAAGACGAGGAGGAGAGGAGGGAACCUAUAGCUGAGACAGAGCUACUCAAAGGGAAACUUCGAGAGGUAAAAACGAACUGUUACGUCAGUCUGAAGAUGUUGAAAGUAGAAUUGUGGACAUAAAAAUCUUAACUGCAAUCAUAUCCCCUGAAAUGCAAAAGUGUAUUCAAUACACAAUGCGUUUUGCACUGAACUCCCAAACGAUUGAGUUGAUACUUGUGUUUUAUGAACCUCCUGCUAUGUGUGAAACUGAUUCAGACGGCACAUGCUGAUUUGAAUACAUUAUAAUUACAUUUUGGAGAGAACAAGGGAAAGAGGGUAUGCAGUAUUAAGUAUGCAACUGAAAAGUACAUUUUAUAUUUGUUGCUUUAGGUCAGAAGGAUCGUUGCAUGCCAGCUAGCUCUCGGGUAAUGACAUUUUUAAAUAUAUUUUCGAGUGAGAGUGAAAGUAAGUCCCCUUGUGUUAUAUUGAAAUACACUAAACAUACUGUAUGAAGGUGGAGGUUUUUGUGUAGCUAAUUUUAUGAUGUUCUUUCAGGGAGGCAAACUUUUUUUUUUUUAAUCAUGAUGUAUGUCAAAUGUUUACAUCCUCCAAAUCCCUGGAUAUUUUUCUAUUAAACAGUUUUAUACAUUUAA